AGCUCGGCUCGGCUCAAGCCCACCAACCAGCGACCAUUCCCGAUCAGUCGCCAGGAAUCGAGAAAAUCUCGCCACGUCGGCACCCUUCUCCCCGCUGACGUGUCACGCUCCUCUCUCUCCCCCCGGCCUUCGCCUUUUAACCCCCGCUCCGGUCCCUCUCGCUCUUCACUCAAAUCACUCUACCACAACAGUCAAAAAGUCAAAGAUCAACCAAGAAAUCUCUCUCUCUCUCUACACAAACUAGAAACAGUUCCGGCCAAAGCCAAAAUCCCUGUACAGCCUCCGGUCGGGAAAUGGCCGAGCCGUGCGCCCGGAAGCUCGUCGUGGAGGUCUGCCACGCCAAGAACUUGAUGCCCAAGGACGGCCAGGGCACGGCGAGCGCCUACGCCAUCGUCGACUUCGACGGCCAGCGGCGGCGGACCAAGACCAGGUUCCGGGACCUGAACCCGGAGUGGGACGAGCGGAUGGAGUUCCCCGUCCACGACGCGGAGUCCAUGCCCACGGAGAUCCUGGAGAUCAACCUCUACAACGACAAGAAGACCGGCAAGCGCAACACCUUCCUGGGCAAGGUGAAGAUCGCCGGGAGCGCCUUCGUCCAGUCCGGGUCGGAGGCGCUCGUCUACCAUCCGCUGGAGAAGAGGAGCGUCUUCUCCCAGAUCAAGGGCGAGCUUGGGCUGAAGGUCUUCUACGUCGACGAGGCUCCGCCCCCGGCGGAGGCCGAGGAGAAGGCGGCGGAGCCGGAGAAGCCUGCGGAGGAGGCUCCGAAGCCGGAGGAGAAGGAGGACAAGGGCGAAGCGGAGAAGAAGGAAGAGGAGAAGCCUAAGGAGGCGGAGAAAAAGGAGGAGGAGAAGCCGGCGGAGGCGGCGCCGGAGAAACCGAAGGCGGAGGAAGCUCCGGCGGCGGCAGUAGAGAAUCCGCCGAUCGCGCACUCGGAGAAGCCGAAGCAGCUGCAGGAGAGGCCAGAGAGCGGGAAAGUGGCCGUCAACGACCUCGAGCUUCGAUCUCUGUCGGGCGAUCGGAGCCGCCGGAGCGCGUACGAUCUGGUCGACAGCAUGCCCUUCCUCUACGUGCGCGUGGUCAAAUCCAAGCGCGGGGACGCCGACUCGAAAUCGCCGGCGUACGCCAAGCUCGUGAUCGGCACCCACGCCGUGAAGACGAAGAGCCAGAGCGACAACAGGGAAUGGGAUCAGGUCUUCGCAUUCGACAAGGAAGGACUGAACUCGACGCAUUUGGAGGUCUCCGUGUGGAUCGAAGAGAAGAAGGAAGGCGAUCAGGCGGUCGAGAGCUGCCUGGGGACGGUGUCGUUCGACCUGCAGGAGGUGCCGAAGCGAGUGCCGCCGGACAGCCCGCUGGCUCCGCAGUGGUACACCCUCGAGUCGGAGAAGUCGCCGCCGGCGCCGGUGAAUGACGUCAUGCUCGCCGCGUGGUUCGGGACGCAGGCGGACGAGGCCUUCCCGGAGGCGUGGCAGUCGGAUUCCGGCGGGCUGAUCCCCGAGACCCGAGCCAAAGUGUACCUGGCUCCCAAGCUGUGGUACCUCAGGCUAACGGUUAUCCAGACCCAGGACCUGCAGCUAGGUUCGGGGCCCGAGCCUAAGGCCAAGACUCCGGAGCUCUACGUGAAGGGUCAGCUCGGCGCGCAGUUGUUCAAGACGAGCCGGACCUCGGCCGGCUCGCUGUCGUCCGGCUCGUCCAAUCCGACGUGGAACGAGGACCUCGUGUUCGUCGCCGCCGAGCCGUUCGAGCCGUUCCUAGUGAUCACGGUGGAGGACGUCACGAACGGCCGGGCCGUGGGCCAGGCCAAGGUACACGUGCCGAGCGUCGAGAGGCGGACGGACGACUGCACGGAGCCGAAGUCGAGGUGGUUCAACCUAGCCGGGGACGAGAGCAAGCCGUACACGGGGAGGAUCCACGUGAGGGUGUGCCUGGAAGGCGGGUAUCACGUGCUCGACGAGGCGUCACACGUGACCAGCGACGUGCGAGCCUCGGCGAAGCAGCUGGCGAGAUCGCCGAUCGGCUUGCUCGAGGUGGGCAUCCGGGGAGCGACCAACUUGCUGCCGGUGAAGACCAAGGACGGAACCCGCGGGACCACGGACGCCUACGCGGUGGCCAAGUACGGGCCCAAGUGGGUCCGGACCCGGACCAUCCUCGACCGGUUUAACCCGCGGUGGAACGAGCAAUACACGUGGGACGUGUACGAUCCGUGCACGGUGCUCACCAUCGGCGUCUUCGACAACGGGAGGUACAAGCGCGACGAUGCGGGCAAACCCGGGAAAGAUUUGAGGAUCGGAAAGAUACGCGUGCGGCUAUCGACGCUCGACACGAACCGCAUUUACAUGAACACGUACUCGCUGCCCGUGUUGCUUCCCGGCGGAGCCAAGAAGAUGGGAGAGAUCGAGAUCGCCGUACGAUUCUCGUGCUUGUCGUGGCUCAGCUUGAUCCAAGCCUACACGACGCCGAUGCUCCCGAGGAUGCACUACGUGCGCCCGCUGGGCCAGGCGCAGCAAGACGUGCUCCGGCACACGGCGAUGCGGCUCGUGACGGCCCGGCUGGCCCGGUCGGAGCCGCCGCUCGGCCAGGAGGUGGUCCAGUACGUGCUGGACUCGGACACGCACGUGUGGAGCAUGAGGCGGAGCAAGGCCAACUGGUUCCGGGUCGUGGGCUGCCUGUCCCGCGUGGCGAUGCUCGGCCGGUGGCUCGACGGGAUCCGGACGUGGUCCCACCCGCCCACCACCGUGCUCGUGCACGUGCUGCUCGCCGCCGUCGUGCUGUGCCCCCACCUCGUGCUCCCCACCGUGUUCAUGUACGCCUUCCUGGUCCUGAUCCUGCGGUUCCGGUACCGCCACCGGGGGGCGAGCAGCAUGGACCCGCGGCUCUCCCACGUGGACGUGGUGGGGGCGGACGAGGUGGACGAGGAGUUCGACGGGUUCCCAACGACGCGGCCCUCAGACGUGGUGCGCGUCCGGUACGACCGGCUGCGGGCGCUGGCGGGACGGGCGCAGAGCCUGCUGGGGGACGUGGCCGCGCAGGGGGAGAGGCUGGAGGCGCUGUUCGGGUGGCGAGACCCGCGGGCGACGGGGCUGUUCGUGGGGUUCUGCCUGGUGGCGUCGCUGGGGUUCUACGUGGUGCCGUUCAAGGUGUUCCUGCUGGGGUCGGGGUUCUACUACCUGCGGCACCCCAGGUUCCGGGGGGACAUGCCGUCGGUGCCGCUCAACUUCUUCCGGCGGCUCCCGUCGCUCUCCGACCAGAUGCUGUAGUAGUCGUCGGACGAGAGCUGCCCGGGACACGGGCACGGACACGCGUUCGCUUUUGGGGGUUAAUUUUUACUUGGAAUUAUUAUUAUUUUUUUUUCCGGGAAACGACUCGAAUUAUUUAAUUAUUUGACAUUCUUUUCGCCCU
Messenger RNA from Syzygium oleosum, 3396 nucleotides. RefSeq names its product FT-interacting protein 3. The record is from RefSeq and is a predicted model, not a curated record. The transcript has a single exon. NCBI's taxonomy places the organism in Eukaryota, Viridiplantae, Streptophyta, Magnoliopsida, Myrtales, Myrtaceae. The coding region runs from base 294 to 3254 and encodes 986 amino acids.